Prosopis cineraria is the source of this 884-nucleotide messenger RNA. RefSeq names its product ubiquitin-fold modifier-conjugating enzyme 1. The coding region runs from base 127 to 651 and encodes 174 amino acids. Gene Ontology annotation, molecular function: UFM1 conjugating enzyme activity. Gene Ontology annotation, cellular component: cytoplasm. The transcript has 3 exons. The record is from RefSeq and is a predicted model, not a curated record. Gene Ontology annotation, biological process: protein K69-linked ufmylation. Lineage: Eukaryota; Viridiplantae; Streptophyta; Magnoliopsida; Fabales; Fabaceae.
AUUAGGGAUUUCGGUUGGCGCCUUUGCGGUGGAAGGACCUGGAGUUGUUAAAAAGGGGAGGAGAUAUUCGAAUCGAUCGGCGAGGGGGUCCUGAAAGCUGCGCGUGAGUAGUAAGCGAGGAAGAGAAUGGAGGGUUGGGAUCCCAAUACGAAGUCGACACUGACUCAGAUCCCUCUUCUAACAACGAAAGCGGGUCCAAGAGACGGAGCGGCAUGGACUCAGAGACUGAAGGAGGAGUACAAGUCUCUGAUCGCCUACACCCAGAUGAACAAGUCCAACGACAACGAUUGGUUUCGGAUCUCCGCGGCCAAUCCGGAAGGAACGCGUUGGACCGGCAAAUGCUGGUAUGUCUACAACCUCCUCAAGUAUGAAUUCGACCUCCAAUUUGAUAUCCCCAUCACCUACCCUUCGACCGCGCCAGAACUCGAGCUUCCUCAGCUCGAUGGCAAGACCCAGAAGAUGUAUAGAGGAGGGAAGAUUUGCUUGACCGUGCACUUCAAGCCACUUUGGGCUAAAAACUGCCCUAGAUUUGGCAUAGCACAUGCCCUUUGCUUGGGCCUUGCCCCAUGGCUUGCGGCAGAGGUUCCUAUUCUUGUGGAUUCUGGUAUGAUCAAGCACAAAGAUGAUGCGACUACAUCAACAGAAUCUUAGUUAUUCUAUGUUGUAAAACCUGAAAAUAUAACGCCCAAGUUUUAGAGUUAUUAGAUUGCUUAGAGAAAAUAAAAUGAACACUAUUCUCACAAACCAAUUUACAGGAUCUUGGUUAUCAAAAUGUACGUGUAUUUGAUACUAAAGACGUGAGGUCCAUACAGAUUCUUGGACUAUAUUGCAUUGUAUGUUGAGAAUUGCAUGCGCAUAAUGGCUAUAGAUGUUUAAUAUUGUCA